This is a messenger RNA of Conger conger (European conger), 4494 nucleotides long. Its product is annotated as Krueppel-like factor 12. NCBI's taxonomy places the organism in Eukaryota, Metazoa, Chordata, Actinopteri, Anguilliformes, Congridae. The transcript has 6 exons. The record is from RefSeq and is a predicted model, not a curated record. Gene Ontology annotation, molecular function: RNA polymerase II cis-regulatory region sequence-specific DNA binding; DNA-binding transcription factor activity, RNA polymerase II-specific. The coding region runs from base 195 to 1229 and encodes 344 amino acids. Gene Ontology annotation, biological process: regulation of transcription by RNA polymerase II.
GAGGAAGAGAGAGCGACACACAGAGAGAGAGAGAGAGAGAGAGGGAGGUCAGUCACACAGAGGGAGCGAGAGAGUGUGAGAGAGGAAGAGAGAGCGACACACAGAGAGAGAGAGAGCGAGAGCUAGAGGGGGCUCUCUCAGGAAAACAGUUUCCAGCACUCUGCAGCUGCUGACCAGACGCCGUUAGAAACAGGAUGUUGAUGCUGGACGGGAUGCCUGCAGUCAGAGUCAAAGCAGAACCCCUGGACUCCCGGCAAGGGUCUCCGAAAUCGCACAGCUACCCGGACAUGGACCCGCCCCCCCUGCUCCGCAGAGUGAAGCCGGAGCCCCGCCCCUCGGAGCCCCUCCUGUUCCACACGCAGACGGAGCCCGUGGACCUGUCAAUCAACCGGGCCCGGACCACGCCCCCCUCCGCGCCCUCGCCCACGCGCCCCGCCCACUCCCCUUCGUCCUCCUCUUCCUCGCCUUCCUCCUCAUCCUCGCCCUGCCCCUCGGUGAUCACCUCGGCCCCCCCCGCAGUGCUGACCCCCUCAGGGGGGGUCCGGGGACCCCAGUUCUUGCACAUCAUCCACCCGGUGCCGCCGCCGGCCAGCCCCGUCACCCCGGGCCACCUGCACCGCAUCCCGGUGGUGGUGCAGUCCCUGCCGCUCAUGUACACGGCCGUGCGCUCCCCCGGGAACGUCGGGAACGUCGGGAACAUCAGCAACACCAUCAUGCUGCCUCUGCUGGAGGAGGGCCGGGGCCAGGACAAAGGGAGGAUGGACCCAAACGGCCUGUCGCCACGACUCAUCAAGAGUGACAGCGACGACGACGACCUGCCUAACGUCACCCUGGACAGCGUUAACGAGACGGGGUCCACCGCCCUGUCCAUCGCCCGCGCCGUGCAGGACUCCAUGUCGCCAUUCAGCAUCGAGGGCCUGCGGCGGUCCAGGCGGUCCGAGUCGCCCGACUCCAAGAAGAGACGCAUCCACCGCUGUGACUUUGAGGGAUGCAACAAGGUGUACACCAAGAGCUCACACCUGAAGGCCCACCGCAGAACUCACACAGGAGAGAAGCCGUAUAAGUGCACGUGGGACGGCUGCACGUGGAAGUUUGCGCGGUCGGACGAGCUGACCCGGCACUACCGCAAGCACACGGGCGUGAAGCCCUUCAAGUGCGGGGACUGCGACCGCAGCUUCUCCCGCUCCGACCACCUGGCCCUGCACCGCCGCAGACACCUGCUCGUGUGAGAGACGCUCGCACGCACACACACAGACACGCGCGCGGGGGGAGCCGGGACUCGCCCCGAAAACACGCUCAGCUGGGCUGAGCGCACCCUCGUUUCCCCUGCCCCGGAGAGAGAGAGAGAAAGAGAGAGAGAGAGCGCACACAGGGUCUGGUCCUCCGAGCCUGCGGGGGGCAGCCUGGCAGCUGCCACACUCGCCGCGUUCGGAGUGAAAGGAACCGCUCGUUCCAGCACUGUUUUUAAAAGCAAAGGUUCUCUUGUUUGUUGUUGUUUUUCCCCAUUUCGCUCCUCAUCUGGACACACAGGUAUGAAGGCUGUCCUCCACCACAACUCUUCUUCUGUUUUGAUUUGACCUUUUUUUUUCUUCUCCAUCUUCAAUCAAACGGCUGCUUUUCUGCGUCUAUAAUGUGAAAAACUCUGCUCACGGAUUGGCUGGGCCCCAGGAACACACAGUGGCCUGGAACAGGGUUGUUGCACAAUGCCCCCCCUCCCCCCCGCCCCAACCCACCCAUCGCCUCGGCGACAGGCGUCUCAAACGCCAGGGACACACACGUGAGCCAGACUCUGAGAAACAGAGGCAGCUGUGUUGAGUAUUACCCCAGAAGGACAGGUAAUGAGUCAGCUCUUUCCUCACCCAGCAUACAGCGCACACACCACGAAUAUGUACACGCUACAUACGCACUUCAGUGUUCGUUCUCAUCAAGUGAAUUUCUCCAGCUCAUUAUCUUAAAACAUGUACAUGUCUAACAAUGUAUACAUCAGUUACAGAAGACACUUUGCCAGUAAUCUAUAACUGUCCUCAACGUAUGCUUCUUGAGAGCCUAUUAUUUGCUUUGUUAAGUUUCUGUCUAGAAAAGUGUUAUCGGUUUCAUUCUGUGCUGUGAUUCGCAAUCAGUAAAGUGCAAUUUCACGAGUUUAUCGUAAACAUGAAUAUACGUUUGUGUUGAGCUCACCGUAUCUUAAUCUGCCUGCUUUGGAACAAAACCCGGACUAAAAAUCGAGAAAAAAAACAGUAACAGUAUUUUUAAAACUGCAGAAUUGUUAUUACCAGUAUGUAUUGAUUAAAACUCUCUUAAGCUCUCGACGCUCAAAUUAAGUGUUACAUUCACGUCAUUAAUCCCGAAAUGAGUUGAUUAUGUUGGUGUCACUGGUGAGAAGGCAGAUGUUUUUUGGUGAAAUUGCCCAUCAGCUGUGCAGUAUUUCAGGGUACCUGAAUGAUGAUGUGUGUUUGUGUUUUCACCACUGUUUCCUUUUUCAUAAUCCUUUAGCCGUAACUUUUUAUUACACUCAGAAACAUGUUAACUCCCCCAUAUAGUAUAACUGAACCUUAAUUGGCUUUUCACAUCAGCUUAAAUGGCUGAUGGGCUGAUUAAGGCAGCAGGCAGUUGGUAAUGUCUGCGAUAAAAAGUGUGCCACCUUGUGGUUUAAUAUGCCGUGCUUUUUGUUCAUACUGAAUCCUUAGCAAACAGCAUCAUGGUUACCUAAUAAAACGGAUUCCAUUUGAGGAACAGAACUGGGGUAGCAUCACAGACCAUGAGAUUAAAGCAGUGCUAAUUUGCCUGAAAGACAUAGAUGCUUUUCCAUUACCGACAUUGCCAGCUCAAGGAUUUUUAUCAUUUAUAUAAAAUAAGUGUUGAGCCUCAUACUAAUAUUGUCUUACUCAAUAUUUAUAUGAUACAGACACACACGCACCCACACACACACAAACACACACACACACACACCUUUAAGCUUUCAGCUAUGGUGUACUUCUUGCUAACAAGUGCAAUUAAAUAAAAGCAAAAUUAGAACAAUAAAAAAACAUUGGAAAAAUUUAACUUAUCAAGAAAAGUCUCAUUGUAUCUUAACAUUUCUUCAAGAACGACAGGUUUUUAGUGUGUAAAAGCACAUGCCAAACAGAUGUAUCCAUACAGUAGUUGCACAAUGUGAAUAAUGCUGUGUUAGCAUUGAGUGUAUUCUUAUGAAAGGCCUGACCCACGAGGUGUAGGCUUCUGCUCACACCAGGAAGCACAGCUCUGUGUAAAAGUCUCAGGCACACGUAAAGAUGCUUUCAAAAAUAAUGAAAGUCAAAGUAUCUAAAUAUCCAAAAAUGUCCUAAAAAAAGCAGCAAAUGGUUAAAAAUUAAACAAAGUGAAUAUUUGUUGUGACCACCCUUUGUGACCUGCCUUCAAGUCUUAUAGUACACUGCCCUGCAGUUUGAUAAGGACGUCAGCUGCCACAGUUCUGCAGACUUUGGCUGUCUCGCUUACUUCUGCCUCUCCAGGUAAUCCCAGACAGCCUCAAUCAAGUUUUUAAGUGAAAAGUGGUCUAUUUACUUAAUAUGUUACUUUAAUAAAAUACAUUUCCCUAACAUUACAUUUGGAAACUGAAUGUUUGGAAAUCUCAAAUCAUUGACACACUAAUUUAGAAAACAAAACAAAAAAUAUCUAUAUCUUACAAACAAAAUCUGCGAUGCCUAAGACUUUUGCUCAGUGCUGUGUCUGAUUUAGCUUCUGAUCCUGAUGUGCUUUUCAUUCUCACAGAAUUCACUAAUCUAUCAGUGUGUAUUUUGCACUAUAUUUUCAUACUUGGAUCUAAACUUUUACGAAAUAAUUUUGGGGAAGAAAAUUUUAAAAAUAAUUUUGCUCUGAUCACCAUUGCAGAGGGAACAUUGAAAGAGGCCGAAAUGUAAUGUGCCGUGUACUCUAAUAUUAUUUUUAAAUAUCUACCAUUCACCCUGGAAACAAUUUUUGCUACUUGAUUACAAUUUAGAGUUUAAAUUUGUACCGAAAUAGUAGAUUUAUAUAUAUAUAUAGAAAAAGAUUUUCAUUGUAAAAGAUCCUUCCUCUCCACAACACAAGGAAGCAAUAUUUAAAAGUAACCAGCUUUUUUGUGAUUGCAUCAUUUUAACCAAGAAAUAUCUUCUUUAUCAAAUUCUAAAGAGGAAUACCAGCCCUUGUAAAUCACCUCACACACACACACACAUAAUCACACACACACACACACGCACACACACUCUCACACACACACACUCACACAAACACACGCGCACCAACGCACACACACGCACGCAUGCACGUUUGCACAGGAAAUGAAAACACAACUCAACUGCCAGGGAAUAACCAGUGAAAGUGUAAGGAGAGGUGCAGCCAGUGGUUGGAGAGUGCUGUUAUGUGUAAUUAUGUCUUCUGUGAACCAUUUUACUGCUGGGUAAUUCUGUGUGCACAUUUCAUAAGGUCAGUCGCAGGUCACAUGACCCUGCUAGCCAGUGUAGAAUUGCCCCCCCCCCC